Magnolia sinica is the source of this 1327-nucleotide messenger RNA. Its product is annotated as E3 ubiquitin-protein ligase APD2-like. The coding region runs from base 1 to 1176 and encodes 391 amino acids. The record is from RefSeq and is a predicted model, not a curated record. NCBI's taxonomy places the organism in Eukaryota, Viridiplantae, Streptophyta, Magnoliopsida, Magnoliales, Magnoliaceae. The transcript has 8 exons.
AUGCUCCACAUCUUCCAAGGGGGAUUCUGCAUUUCCGAUGAGAUGGAUUCGUGCAUUUGGCCCUCCAUCCCUUCAGUUACGCUAGGGAUUCAAUAUGGGUUCUAUGGAAAUUGCCAUUUAGUACUUGGACCCAACUCAUCACGCUUAGUGGAGACGAGUUCGGUCUUCGUAGAGCAAAUUCAGGCGACGGGAGAUAAGAAAAGAGGGUUCGAGCUAUAUGGGUUCGUGGAGAAGCCGGAGCUGAGCUUGGAAACCAACUGGACCGGGUCGAAGUAUUUGUUUGUUGAGUCAUAUGGACGUCAGGGGUUUUCCUUGUGGUUGAACAAGGGAUCGACGAUUCGGGUUACUUGGAAAGUUCAACCUACCAUAUUUGACAAUAUUCUUGUGGUUUUAACUAAAGGGGAGAAGAAUUUCCAGGGAUUACUCAAACAUUCAGAAGGCUAUGAUGCACUUGGAUUGAAGAACCCAAGAAAAGGUGAUGGAGAAGUAGAAUACACUGUUGAAGACGACGAUAGCUACUACAUUGGUGCUGCAAACCUCAAUCCACAGACCGUUGUGGUCACGAUGAUGGUUGAAGUGUCGUCGAAGAUCUAUGAUACAACUAAAGCAAAACGUGUUUGUUCAACGAAGAAUGGAUUUUGUAGGAUUACACUUCCCUUCCCGAACACUCAAUAUGUGGUCUUAGCCACACCCGACGAUGCGGAUGCCGCUGCUUGGUACGUUGAGCUUUCCUUUGUGGCUCGUUUGGCGACCUAUGUGGCCAUUCUAGGUUUCGUUGUGGUUAUAAUCUCACUCGUAUUGAAGUAUCUUGGAGCAUGUGAUGUGGAUGAGAGAAUAGAAGAAGAGGCUACAAAUGAAAUAGAGACUGGGAAUGAGACAGAUCCUCUAAUACCCAAGAAGGAAUUUACAUGCUUAUAUGGAGCGAUUGAAGAAGAUGAGGAAUCAAGCUUGAGUAGCUCUUCAAAGGACUUGUAUGAUGGGAAGAUAUGUGUGAUUUGCUAUGACGAAGGGCGCAACUGCUUCUUUGUGCCAUGUGGUCAUUGUGCCACUUGCUACACUUGUGCCCAAAGGAUUGUGGAAGGAGAAAACAAAGCAUGCCCAAUUUGCAGAAGGUUAAUUCAUAAAGUAAGAAGAUUGCUUAGCCCUCCAGACAGAGACAGAGAUCCCAAAGCAUAAGAGCUUUUCUCUUUUUCUUCUUUUUCUUCAAACCAAUAGAUGGGCCACAAAGCUGAUUAGAGAUCCUAACCAUCUAUAAACAUGGGUUGAUGAAAUAUAGGCCAUUGUUUCAAACUCAACUUCAUAAUGGAAGGUGAGAAUCUCUUGUUCC